AUGGCAGCAGGCAGCAACAUGGCUCCUGAAGAAAAGCUGAGCACUACUCCUGUGAAAAGGGCUGUCCACAAGAUCCGAAUGGCCAGCCUAGUCUUCAGCUUGGCGCGAGGCUGGCAGCAAUGGGUAUCUGACCACCACAUAAAGCAAGCCCAAGAGCCCUCUGGAUGGGUUCCCUCUGCAGAAGAUUCAUCAGCUCAGCCUGUACAAGAAGGAACCUUUGCAAAAUGGCCAAUUCCAUCUGUCAAGAGGGUCCAAGGAAAAGAUGAUGAAAAAUCCUCAGCAAAGGAAUCAGUGACAAUAAGAGACGCCGCAAAAAAUUCAAGGGAAUCAGAUGAAGCCCUCAAAAAGUUCAGCAUUAAAAGCAAAGAGGUGACCAAAACAAUUGUAAGCAAAGUCUAUGAACGAGGAGGUGAUGUCAGCCUCCUCAGUGAAAGAUACGAGAAUAACAACAGCAACUCUGAGAUGACGAAGCUCAAAGAAGAAUCAAGCGCUACUGACAAAAUGCUCAGUGGCAAAUUAUCUCCGACCAUAAGGAGAAAGUGUUCAAAUGUGGUAUCAGAGCUGACCAAGGGCUGGAAACAGAUAGAACAAGAAGACAAAGAGAGGGCUAAGGAAGAACUGCUGCUUAAGUGUCAUGAUGAUAGCCUGGAUGCAGAUGACAGUGGCUAUGGGGAAGCAGAGGACAAACUUGAGCAAGAAGACAGUGAUCGAGAGGUGACGGCUGUGAGGAUUAAACGACCUGUUCCAUCUUUCGCAAGCAGGUUCAGCGAAGAAGCACGCACCAAAGCCCACAGGAAAUACAGCCCUGUUAACAGCCUGAGGGACAGAUGGCAAGAAUGGGCCGACCAGCACAUCAUAACUCAGAAGCUGAAUCCCUUCAGUGAGGAAUUUGACCAGGAGCUGGCCAUGUCCACACGCCUGCACAAAGGAGAUGAAGGCUACGGCCAUCCAAAGGAAGGAACCAAAACUGCCGAAAGAGCCAAGAGAGCUGAGGCCCAUAUCCACCGCGAGAUGAGGGAUAUGUGCUUCAUCAUUGAGUCAAUGGCUAAGCCACGGCCAGACGGCAAGAUCCAAGUCACUUUUGGGGAACUCUUCGAGAGAUACGUUCGUAUUUCAGAUAAGGUUGUUGGGAUUCUCAUGAGAGCCAGGAAACACGGGCUGGUGGACUUUGAGGGAGAAAUGUUAUGGCAAGGAAGGGAUGAUAAUGUCAUAAUUACUUUAUUAAAAUAA
This is a messenger RNA of Cariama cristata (Red-legged seriema), 1230 nucleotides long. RefSeq names its product actin-binding Rho activating protein (gene ABRA). Gene Ontology annotation, molecular function: actin binding. The record is from RefSeq and is a predicted model, not a curated record. Gene Ontology annotation, biological process: positive regulation of Rho protein signal transduction; positive regulation of transcription by RNA polymerase II. The transcript has 2 exons. The coding region runs from base 1 to 1230 and encodes 409 amino acids. Gene Ontology annotation, cellular component: sarcomere. Lineage: Eukaryota; Metazoa; Chordata; Aves; Cariamiformes; Cariamidae.